Lasiosphaeria miniovina is the source of this 1381-nucleotide messenger RNA. RefSeq lists its product as uncharacterized. The transcript is spliced from 3 exons. The record is from RefSeq and is a predicted model, not a curated record. Lineage: Eukaryota; Fungi; Ascomycota; Sordariomycetes; Sordariales; Lasiosphaeriaceae. Bases 90 to 1022 code for a protein of 310 amino acids.
CGUCGUGUCGCCAUCGUCGCCGUCGUCACCAAUUCGUCCGCAACAGCUCUCUGAGCCCGCCGCGUUGUACACUAUACUAUCCUGGCGGAAUGCCGCCAAUUCCGGCAUCAGCACUGGGGGAGCGGCGAACAGGAACCCCAGUGGGAAUACCUGCGGCGAGCACUUGCGAUGAUGGCCUAGCACUUCCAGCCGAAGAUCAGGACGAUGUCGCGAGACCGGCGAGGCUGGAGCCCUCCAUACUAAGCCGCCAGCAUCCAUUACCACAACCACAACCACAACCACAACCGCCACCAUUACCGCCCUCGCCAUUGACAUCCGUCUUUGCCACCUCUCACCACUCACUGAGCAGGCAGAACCUGAAACUUAACGGCCGAGGCCGUGAACCACUGCAACUAGAUGCACCAGGCACCAUUCAGUCGUGGUGGUCUGGCCUGUACAUCGAGGACAGGCCGCAUGUCGAAGACAAACCGCAUGUUGAGGAUGAGUUGAUGUUGUCCUCUCCGCCACCAGAUCCCGGCUCGCCGAUCGAGGUUGAUCAGCCAUCGCCCCCCGCGCCCGAAUCCACCCUGUGGGGCCGGCAAAGAAGCAGCACGGCCGUGAUAGACUCGCGGCUGGAGAACAUGAUAGCAAGCGAGAUGCAGUGUACCGUGUACAGUGGACCCCAGCCGGCGGCGUCGUCAUUGUCGCCAAUGCGGCUGGCGCCGAUCCUCGAACCCAGGGCGAGCCCCCCGCUUGGCCUCGAGGUUGACGAUGCCUAUACCAACGGCACGGCUGAUAUCGAGGAGGAGGAAAGGGCCUUCAACGAGUCCCUCCUAUCCCUGCGGCGCACUGGCCACCCCGGCGGCAUCCGGAAGCACGUCGGCAUGAACGGUGCGGGCUACCCGCUGCGGUUUCGGUUAUCUGCGGAUGCAGCCCUGAGCUGUCAAAACGUGGUGCUGAGCCGGCCGAGAAUGCGAAGGAGGGACAAGCGGCGCCCCGAGAGCUCGCCUCUCCUCUCACCCCAACUCCAUCCUGAAUUAUAGCAGGGGUUUCCCAUGUACGAUGUGCUUUGUUCUCAGAUGCGGCAGGUGGUUAUAUCCUCGGAAAUUCGGUUUGGAGUAUUGCUCUUUUUUCUUCUUUUCUUUCUUGUCUAUCUGUUGGUCAAUUACAGGAGUUUGGAGAUGAGUACAUUUUCGAAUCGGCUUUUCACGGAGUAGGCGAAAGACGAGAGACGGGCCCCCAGCAUCGGUGCAUACUGAGGCGUUCCACUCUUGUCCGAUCACAAAGAAACAUUGCAUUAAAACGGGGCAUUCUAGAUUUGGGGGGAGGGGGGUCAAGCGGGUUUUGGUUGACCUCGCAGGUCCUUUCAAGCGCUUAUUCUUGUGUUUCAUUUUCCAUUUUC